Messenger RNA from Chelmon rostratus (copperband butterflyfish), 2045 nucleotides. It is a transcript of the gene vimr2, whose product is annotated as vimentin-related 2. Gene Ontology annotation, biological process: skeletal muscle organ development. The record is from RefSeq and is a predicted model, not a curated record. Gene Ontology annotation, cellular component: cell-cell junction; Z disc; sarcolemma. The transcript is spliced from 10 exons. The coding region runs from base 1 to 1185 and encodes 394 amino acids. Lineage: Eukaryota; Metazoa; Chordata; Actinopteri; Chaetodontiformes; Chaetodontidae.
AUGGCCGUGCUCAGGGUGUCUUCUUAUCGCAAGCUGUUUGAGGAUGAUAACUGGAGUCGAAAUGGAGGGUUGAGUAUGCAGUGUGCAGGCCAGUACCGGGCCUCCGUCAGAGGUGCAGCCGCUGGCGAGUGUGACUGUGACAAGUUCGACUUUGAAUCUGCUAAGGCUCUCAACAAGGAGGGUCUGAACCGGUUUGUCCAGGACCGCACCUUCAUCGCUGCCCUCAAUGACCGCCUGGUCAGGCUUAUUAAACUGGCCCAUUGUUUUGAGGAGGAAAAUGAGUCUCUUGAAUGUCAGAUUGCUGAAAUAAAGGACAAGCUGAGCAGUCGACAAGCGCCCUCCGGCAUCACCUCCACCGUGGCUGAGCCUGACUACAGUCUGGAUGCAGUGGUGGAAAGACUGCGCAGGGAGCGGGAUGAGAUCCUGUGUGACACCGAGGAGCUGCAGAAAGAGCUUGAACGUCUGAUGGGAGAAUAUGAGAAGGCUGCACAGCAGAGGAUCCUCUUCCAGCAGGAGCGACAAGAUGUUGCAGAGGAAGUGGACGCUGUGACAGCAGGGUGUUUGGCGUUGAGGGAGCAAGUGGCUAUCUACGAGGAGCAGCUGGCCAACAUGGAGGCCCAGCACAAGACGGAGGUGGAGGGUCUGCUGGAGCCAGCUGAGGGGACCACCGGAGGGGUGGCAGCUAUUAGAUUUGGCAUCCCUGACAUCACUCCGGCCUUGGAUUUAAAGGAGUACUACUGCCAGCUGGCGGAGAGCCUCCAGUACGAGUGUGGCGCAGCCUCUUCUGCUGUGGUUCACAGUGCCGAUGGAAAACAACUGGAAGUGGGAGGAGCAGCAGGGUCAACAGUCAAAGACUUGUCAGAGAUAAAGGAUGUCAGUGAGAUGAAGAUGCUGAUUUCAGAGCUACAGAAGGAGCUUGCUGAGCUUGACAAGUGUAACGAGGAGCUGGAGGAUGAGGUGGAGAUGAAGGAGGCCGCAUACAUGGACGAGAUUGCUGAGCUGGAGUGUACUAUAGAUGAAAUGCAGCGCCAGGAGGCCAACUUCCGAGCGCAGAUGAAGGAGCAGUGUGAAGACUACAAGGAGCUGCUCAGUGAGAAGAUGGCCAGAGACAUGGAAAUCACUGCCUACAGGAGUCUGGUGGAGGAAGAGGAGGAGAGGCUGGGCAACCUGUGUCUUGAGGCCUGAGAGUCAGACUGGUUGGCUGGAGUGUGGCUGGAUGCUCCCCCGCACAUGGAUUAGAAAAUAGACUUAAGAGAAACGUGAAAAACACGCCCAGAUCUGCACUAGGAUGAAGCUUAAGGUACCACUGCAGCAAUUUAAGCAGAUGUAAACUUAUCAUGACAGAUUAAUGCCGUCUGGAGGCCUAAGCCGGGCCAUUGAUAACAGGUCGCUGGCAGAUGACCCCGAGACUCCAAGAAAGAUGGAGCUGUCUAAAACGGGUGGGAGGAUGGGGGCCGUGCGAUGAGUGUGUAUCCAUUCAGUGUCUGGCAGGGAUAUUUCCUUAAGUGGGUUUUAUCUUAAACCAGCUCACUGAGAUGAUUCAUAAAUGUUUUGUCCCCUCUUUGUUGAACAAGUCCCACACAAACACAGAAACACAGAUACAGACGCACACGAGCUAAACUGUGUGGCCCCGUGGAUUCAUUGCACCUCAUCCAUCACUCAAACUUUGUCUGAUUACCAGCUCUUAACCCUUGACCUCUUCGCUGUUAGCAAACAUAUUGACAGCUCUCCCCUCAGUAACUGAGAGCAUCUCACCUUCACGUUGCUUUUACAGUCAUGCUUUCUUGACGGUUUUGCGUAUGACGCUGACAGUCAACUGUGCAGCGCGCUGUUUGCUUUUCAAAUGGUUCAUGAAGUUUCCUGCAGCUCCUACAAAGCGAGCACCUGGAUCUUUCCACAAGAGAAGUCUGUGUGAUUCAUUAUUUCUCCUUUGAAGAGCAAUGUCCCAAUUUGCUGUCGUUUCAGAAAUUAGCAUUGGGUAAUACAUUCCUCUGUAAUCUUUUCCGUAUUUUCUACAUGACAUUCAAGCUCUCUGUGAUAAAUCA